UAGAGAUAGGCCCUCCUUCCCACACAACCCCAAGCUGUCAGCAGUAUAGCUGUUCAGCUUGAAGAAAGAAACACGCUGCCGAGUGCCAAGAGUGCUGCUGUCCAUGGAGGUGAAGGACGAGACUAAAGGAGGGCCUCAUUUUGUGGGGAAGAAGGAUGAGCUGAUUGCAGCGAAGCGCUCUUUCAGGACAUUAGAUGGGAGAGAUAUACUGAUUGUCUAUCAUGAAGGAGUCUUGUACGCGAUGGACAUGUACUGUUACCAUGCUGGGGGGAAUCUGCAGAAUGGAGACAUCGAGGAGUUUGACGGCAAGCUGUGCAUAAUUUGUCCAAACCACAAGUACAAGAUCACUUUGGCCAAAGGGGAGGGGAUAUACAAGGCCACCAACCCCAAGGAGAAGCCGCCGGUUGCCAGAUGGUACUCUAAGGGUUUGAAGCAGCGAACCCACAUAGUCACUGAGACCAACGGUGAUGUCUAUGUCGAGAUUUCGGAUGAGCCAGGCUGGGUCGAGUCAGAUUUCUUCCAGGGAGAGAAGGGCAAGGAGGAGAGGGCAAAGGCUGAAGCAGCUGAGAUGGCAUCUGAGGAGGCAUCUUGAUAGUGACACCGAUCAUCUCUCUCUCUCUUUUUUUUUUUUUAACUUUCUUUUUAUUGAGUUUUAGAGUGAAAAGAACAGGCACAGACAUAAGACAAAACAGAUCUAAAGGGUGCAGUUCAACACCAUAUAUACAUUUGUUGCAAGAUUGCAAAGCAUUAAAGGUUGCGUGUCUUAUUUUAGAGGAAACCGGUGCACAGAGACAGUAUAUAUCAAAUUUUAUCCUUUCAAGACACUGUUUGAGUACAUGUCUAUGUGUCAAUAGUGAUCAUCCAUAUAAAAAUAAAGAUAAAUAAAAGUUAAAAAUAAAAUGGAAUCCACAUAAUUACAUAAUAACAACACAGAUGUCCAAGAGAAGAAUCCAACCAAGGGGUCAAGUUCAUAUCUGUCCAUCCGCUUCCGCACAGUUCACAUUGGCCUCAAAUCCACUUAAGAGGGAAGAGUUCAUUGUACUGAAAGCAGCAGAUCCAUACACAUCAAUCUUGACAUGCACUUCCUAUAAUCCAACACAUUUAUGGUGUUACACAGUUGGAAAAUGAAGGACAUGUUGAAGAUAUACACAAAUAGGAAAUUAGAAUACAUUAAAAUUGUUGUAAAUCCCCUGCUGUAUUAACAAUAAAUUAGAAAAUUUAGCCAUUCAGAGUUUCAAAGAGAAAGUCAGCCUUUCCAUACCAAUCCAAUUUCUUUUACAAUCCCUAUCCAUUCUAAUUUUGUUGGGGGCUCUUUAAUCCAUUUUCUCGUUAUGGCUUUUUUACUGGCUAUGAGUAGUACUUACAAGAUACUUAGAGGAGAUACUUAGAGAUUUAAGUUUGUGUUGAAUAUUAAAUACAUUGUUCUGAAAUCUGUAUUAAUCUCUGAGUCGAUUACUGAUUUUCAUCCCUGCUACUACUCCCAGGGUUGAAUUGCAGCAUUGUCACAAAAAUGAGACAGUGAUCAGCCAAAGAGUUCUUACACUUCCUGCAGCAGUGACCACAUCCAUCUAUCUUAAUGAGGAUUGGCUCUCAGUAAUCUGGAGUGACCUCCUCUCGCUGUCCAGGGUAGAUGAAAGCAAUAUGAUGAAUGACUGUAGGAUGAUGAUGAUGCCAUACUAGGAGAGAAAAACACAUCAGAUGUUUAUUGACGUGCACUCUGCGGUCCACCUCAAGUCAUCAAUAGGGC
Myripristis murdjan (pinecone soldierfish) is the source of this 1747-nucleotide messenger RNA. It is a transcript of the gene rfesd, whose product is annotated as Rieske (Fe-S) domain containing. The coding region runs from base 104 to 592 and encodes 162 amino acids. Lineage: Eukaryota; Metazoa; Chordata; Actinopteri; Holocentriformes; Holocentridae. The record is from RefSeq and is a predicted model, not a curated record. Gene Ontology annotation, molecular function: 2 iron, 2 sulfur cluster binding. The transcript is spliced from 4 exons.